AUGGCUCCUGGUUCUGGGUCAGAGACGCUCGAAAUGACCUCUCACCAGCAAAAAGCCGAAUAUGACCUCAGCGCUGCACCUGUGGACGUCGACACAGAGCGCAACGAACACAAUGGCUUCAAGUCGACUUCGGCGGAUGUCGCCAAUAUGCUGCGGAUGGGAAAGGAGCAACAGCUUGUUCGACGAUUCCGGGUAUUAUCGAUGGCUUCAUUCGUCGCCGUCGCCACGGCUACGUGGGAGUUUGCCCUCUUCAAUGUCACAGCGGCCCUGACCAACGGCGGCCGGCCAGCACUGAUCUACGGCAUUCUGUGGAACGUCGUUGGGUUUUGUCCAAUUUACCUCAGUAUGGCGGAGUUGUCGAGCAUGGCACCAAUCGCCGGAGCCCAGUAUCACUGGGUCAGCGAGUUCUCUCCAGAGAGCCUGCAAAGAAGUCUUAGUUAUCUUACCGGAUGGACUUCUACGCUUGCAUGGCAAGCGGGAAAUGCAGCCGGCGUCUUCCUUGUCGGGUCGAUAGUUCAGAUUCUGAUUUCCCUUCACAACGAGGCAUAUACGUUUCCGCAAUGGCACACGACGCUCCUUGCCAUCGCGGCAGUCACAGUCGCCUAUAUCGGAAACACCCUUGGUGCCAAGUUCCUACACAUGUGGCAGAAUGUGGUUUUCAGUCUCCAUGUGCUGGUCUACCUAGGAAUUCUCAUCCCAAUCUGGGUGAACGCACCCCGGGCCCCAUCUUCCAAUGUUUGGGCAAACUUCACGUUCGAUGGAGGCUGGCCCAGCAACGGCGUCGCCGUGCUUAUCGGGCAACAAACUGCGAUGUUUGCCCAGCUAGGUCUUGAUACACAAUGCAUAACGCUAACCCCCUCACUGGCUGCUCAUAUGUCUGAAGAAGUCAAGAAUGCUUCCAAAGCAGUUCCAAAGGCGAUGAUCGCCAUCUGGCUGGUGAACUCAGUUUUAGCGUUCACCACCUUUCUCACAGUCGCCUACCAUCUUCCAGAUAUAAACGCAGGUCUCAAUGAUCCUACCCUGUACCCCAUUAUCCAUAUCCUCCGACAAUCCAUGUCAAAGGAGUGGAUGACAGUAGUUCUCACGUUCGUGCUCUGCCUUUUGGUUUGCUCCAAUAUGACUUAUCUUGCUGCGGUCACGCGAGAUAUUUGGGCCUUUGCACGAGACCAAGGUUUCCCCUUCUCCGACUGGAUAUCGAGAGUCGACAGCAAGAGUCACAUUCCCAGAAAUGCGAUCUCUGUCACCAGCGCCGUCAGCAUCGCCCUCAGCUUGAUUUACAUCGGCAGCCCCGUCGCGUUCUAUGCCAUGACCUCGCUUCUCACUGUGGCUUUACUCCAAUGUUAUUGCCUCAGCAUCGGAUGCAUACUAUGGCGUCGUAUUGUCCGCCCUGAAACGCUCCCACCAGCCACAUUCCCCUUAGGUAAAAUGGGUGUUCCGAUCAACAUUGCUGCCGUGCUCUAUGCAUUAUUCGCAUUCUUUUGGGCAUUUUGGCCGACAUUCUACGACGUGACCGCGAAGAAUUUCAAUUGGGCUUCGGCAAUCUUUAUGGGGGCUUUGGUCAUCGCGGGAAUUCAUUUCGUAUUCGUGGCGCGCCACAAAUACUUUGGUCCUGUCGCGCAUGUCCAAGGCCGAAACAUUCGGACAAAAUUGAAGUGA
Molecule: messenger RNA, 1656 nt
Organism: Uncinocarpus reesii 1704
Lineage: Eukaryota; Fungi; Ascomycota; Eurotiomycetes; Onygenales; Onygenaceae
Exons: 3
Coding region: 1-1656 (551 amino acids)
Biological process (GO): transmembrane transport
Cellular component (GO): membrane
Molecular function (GO): transmembrane transporter activity
Source: RefSeq, a predicted model, not a curated record